ACCACCACCACCAUCACCGCCAUCACCGCCAUCAUCAACCAGGCUGCCGACCGGUGCCUCCCGUCUGCGCCAUGAUUCUCGUGUGAACUAACGACAUAUAUGCCCGGGAAGCGCACUUCUGCUUCACACCCUCGGAACAAGCCAUGACUUCGGCCUUGCUCGCCCACGAGCUGAGCACUCUUUCGUCGGAAGCCAAACGGAAGAAUACUGAUCUUCGAAAUGCGGCCAAUGCGUCCCUACAGGAGCUCAAAUCGCUUACGGUGACCUCCGAACAGCAGCUCGCAGCUGAUCUCAGAAAUCGCCCUGGCUUUGUGCAUCCCUUUCUCAUUGCUUGCAGUACGCAUACCACCCGAUUUGCGGCAAGUGGCAUAUCCUGCCUCCAACGUUUGAUCGUCUCGGGAGGACUGCCGAGAGCUCGACUGCAAGAUACGCUGCAAGCAUUCAAUACUUGUGCAGAUCUUGGCCUCGACGUCCAGCUCAAGAUUCUGCAAGCUCUACCUUCAUUGAUCCAAAAUUAUGUCACUGACCUGGAAGGCGACCUGCUGGCCAUUGCCCUCCAGCUCUGUGCAUCAUUGCAGGCAUCAAAGACUGCGACUGUGAGCGGUGUAGCCGCUGCAACAUUACAGUCUUUGGUCACGACGGUGUUCGAGAAGGUGGUCACCGAGGAUCAAGCUGCGGACGACGAGGCGCCCACCGUUGAAGUCCCCGGCGGUGACGAAGCGAUACAGCUCAAACCUGCAGCCUUCGACGCCUACAGAGUCUUUCGCGAUCUCGCACUAGCUGCUGAUGAACGACCUACGAAGUUUGUGGGCUUCCAGCAGUGUCUCCCCAGUCUGGAGCUUCUCUGGUCAUCCAUACACUCCAAUCCCGACCUGUUCGCCAGACACGAUGAACUGCUCUCCAUUAUUGGCGCCAACGUGUGGCCCAUGAUCAUCCGAGCGCUGUCGGAGAGGCUCUCGUUCUCGGUCACGGUACGCUCUGUUCGUCUUCUGAGCUUGCUGUUGGACAGACAUCUCUCCCGAUUCUCAGAAGACUGCGAGGUGGCGUUGAACUUGUGCACGCAAGCGCUGGAGUAUGACUACGCCACCUCUUGGAAACGAGCAUUAGUUCUGGAAGUACUGCGAGAUUUCUUCUCCAAUGGGGGCUUGGUGGUCGAAGCCUACAUGGCAUUUGAUAUGCAAGAGGGUGGGAAGCCAGUGGUGCAAGACAUGCUAUCCGCAUUUGUACGUUUAUCGACCGAGAAGCCUGCGGCGAUUGGUUUGGGGCAACAGUCGUCUGUACCGACGGGUCCGACGUCCCCGGGACAAAGUGCAACUGAUCAUGCCGCUCUCGAAGCUGCAGGAGGCAUGGCUGGCGUCAUCUCGUUCGGAGCUUCGUUCGGAGUGGCAGAAGCCAGCAUUGCCGGUGUGAGCGCGCAAUGGAGUCUGCCUCGCACACUCGUUCUCGAACAACUUGACAAACAUGACCCACCCACCCUUGCCGAAACUUAUCCAUACGCCCUGAUAUUGGAAUGCUUGAGUGGUCUGUCAGAUAGUCUUGCUAAAAUAGUCCUGCCGUUGACAGUGCAACACGAGAAGCGCCGACCCAAAUCAUCCAGCACUUCCACCGAAUCCAGUGGCGUGGCGCAGGGCAGAAAGCGUUCGACGUCGUUCCGCACUCGAGCCGUACCUAUGAAUCCACUAGACGCCAAAGAUGCACCUUUUGCUGGACGGGUCUCGGCCGUGGCGAGCAUCGUGGACAACUCGUGGCCUGCCGUUCUCGCAACAGCAUCCACUUUCCUCAAUGCUGCACUCGAUGACACAUAUUUUCGCAACCUGAUCAAGGCAUACCAGCGAUUUGUGCAAGUCGCAGGUGUCCUUCGCCUCAGCACACCACGAGACGCACUCAUGACCACACUGGCCAAAGCUGCUAUUCCUCCGCACGUGUUAAACGCAGCUAUCAUGGAGCCCGUGAAAUCGCCAGUUGCGGAGAGCCCGAGGAUCUUCUCGAACCCGAAAAAUGCGUCGAUUGUAGAAACUCUCGUGUCUCCAUCCUCGUCUCUGCCAAUGGACGCCAGCCGACGAAGUUCCAUGGAGAAUGUGAAGCCUAUGCUCACCGUGCGCAAUCUGCUCUGCCUACGAGCCCUUCUGAACAUUGCAAUAGCCCUGGGACCGACCUUGCAGGGCGCGUUUGCAGUGAUCGUGAGUGCGCUGAAGCAGGCGGACAUGGUAUUGAGUACCACGACGCCGCAACAGCUGACUCGCCAGAGUUCGUUUUCCGCUCACGGAAGUACCGACAAUGCCACCAUCGUACAAGCAUUCUCUGCUGAAGUGGCCAAUGUCGAGAAAGCCGCGUCGAACCUGCUGGAAAGCACAUCGGACUACCCGAAUGAAGCCUUCAUCCAUGUGCUCGCCACGUUCUGCAAAUUGUUGCACAGCAGCGGCGAGGGAUUCUCAUCGCCCGCGUCACCGACUCCGGAUCAGCAACCUGCUCCAGCCAGGAGACCUCUGUCGAAUCGACGCACUUUCUCGGGGCUCCCCGGUAUCAGUGCUGUCGUAGAAAUGCGGUCGCGCGACUACCAUUUUGUGCUUCCCAAGCUGGGAAAGCUGGCCGAGCUGAACGUCUCCCGCUUCACCAGCGACAGCCCCAGCGAGAGCGGCUGGAAUCUCCUGGCCGAAGAAUUGGCGACUGUUGCGAAGAACAACGACGUACCCAGAGACGCACGUCGUAGUGCGACUCAUGUGCUUGUGAAACUGGCGGAGGCUACGAUUGCCGAGGUCGUGAGAGAGGAGCCCGAGGAUCGAGUGGAUGUACAGCGGCGAGGGCUUUCGAUGCUGCUCCGAAUCAUUGACGAAAUCUACCUCGAAGACGGCGACCUGAGCCAGACAGACCUGGAAGUACAAAGCUUUGUCUUUGAGUCACUCCACGCGAUUCUGGAGCGGCACGGCGAGUUGCUCGUGGCCGGCUGGAACUUGGUCUUGGCCAUCAUCAGCAGUGCGUUCGAGCACGAUGGCGUACAAUCUCGAGCCACCGAAAACGACGAAGUCACGAUCGACUGGAUGCACAUCUCUUUCGAGCUCGUCACGCCUCAAAUCGGCCGGACCGCUUUUGAUGCCACGCAACUGCUGUGCUCUGACUUUUUGGAUCUGCUGCCGAUCGAUACUGUGACAUCCCUCAUCGAGCUCUUACAUCGCUUCAUGUGUCAAUUUGCUGACCUGAAUGCGUCUCUGACUGCUGUCACCAUGACUCUCGCUGUGUCCGAUCAUCUGUUUGCCAAGUCCACCGCGGCCGAAUUGGAUGCCUUCGUUCAUACCGCCACCGAUUUCGACGAUCUUGAAGACGAAAUGAAGCCCAUGCUUCGCACCUGUCGUCCUGCCCAAUGGCUCAUGCUCCUGAUUCGGCUGCGAGAUGUUGCUGUUCAGCCACAACAUGAAAUUCGCAAUGCCACUUUUCAAACCAUGUGUGGCGUUCUGAAGAGCCAUGGCGACGAAUUGUCUCCGAGCGCAUGGGAUCUCCUGUUGAGGAGCACGCUCUUGCAUGUCUCGAGAGCAGACUCGUAUUCUUAUGUGGAGUUAGCUGAUCGUCGUGAAGCAGAAGGAUCGAGCCCUGCACCAGAUAUCGCCAUGUCCAGGACCAUCAUAUCUGGAACUUCCGGAGUCAUCGCGCAACACCUUCGUCUAAUUGAGCAAGUGAAGAAACUUCCCAGCCUCUGGGAGGUAUUCCUGAGCAUGCUGGAACGCUAUCUCGACGUAGAAGAUUAUAUUCUCAAUGCCACGGUAUACUCCUCGUUGGCUCAGGUGCUCUCGGGAAUCCUGCCAUCGGCAACAUUGUGGAAGUCCCCCAUCUACAGGACCAUUUCCCUCUGGCUUAAGCGCGUACCUCAGUUUGAAGAUGGUCCGCAUGUAGCGAAGAUCAAGAGCAAUCAGGAUGCCUUUAUCGCCUAUGCCGAAGCUGGCACAGAGCUGUACAGGCUCACAUUCGAUAGCCUGAGCAUAUCACAAGCUCGAAUUCUGAUUGACAACAUGUUUCACAUUGUCAAGAACUCCGAUGGCCCUCUGUAUGGCGGCGACACGAACACGAUGAGCCCCUUGCAGUCGAAGGUAUUCGCACUGCUCAAGAGCAUGAAACUGGAGUCACCAAGCCUACCUGCCUGCUUGAUCACAGUUGCAGCAAAAUUCACGACAUUGCACCACCACACAGCAGGCUCUCGAGCAUCGGGAAAGCAAGGACCUACCUUUAUUGCGCUGUCUCAUGAGGCUAUCGCGUGGCUGGAGCAAUUGAUCAUGCCCAUGUUCAGCGAUCCAGAGGUCUUCGAGUCUAACGCCCUCACUCUGACCCUUCAAGCGUUGCGACAGAUUGCAGAAGCGAAGUACAGCGUCAAGGCUGAGCAAAAAGGAGUUCCUCUAUGGCAGAGAGCGACCACGGCCGCACUCACCAUUGCAGCACCUGCACUCCAAAGGGUGGAUGAGGUUGACGAUACAAUACGAAGUCAAGUCUUGCACCUGAUCGGCAUCAUCAACGCCAUCAUAAGUAGCGAUAGCCUCCCGCAUAUGCAAGACGCCCAAAAGAUUUACGACGAUCAGCUUUUUGACAUUAACAGCUUUCAAAAGAUGCGAGAUGUGCUCGUACCGCGACUCGGCAACCCGCUCUUUCCAGACGAUUUCCGAUUGUCAUAUGUCUACCAGCUAUACCGAGCGUCCAUCAUCCACCCACCCGAGGAUUGCGAUUCCCUAGAGGCUGGCCAGCCACCACUGAAAGAUAUUUCGAAAAUUCGUCGAGGUCGGGUCAAAAAGGUUGCUUACUCGCAGCGGGAAGACAUGGCUUAUGUCUGCUGGAAAGAACUACAAGCUCUGGCUUCUCCACAGCACAAGACUUCUGAUGAAGAUGCUCCUCCUGACAUGCUCGCACAAGUCGCCACUCCAUUCCUGAUCCGUCGUCUGGCGAUGCCCAUUCGAGCGUACAUUGCAGAUCAACCCUUGAGAGGCAAGCGUCCACAGCCGUUGUCGGAACUGGAAGAGUUAUUGUUCAGCUUCGAAUGUAUCCAGACGUUGAAGCUCCCUCCUCACGCGCUUGCAGCCGAGUUGAAGGAGGGUGGUAUCCAACGAAGCUUUGCGCAACCGCAUUUGCACUUUUUGUAUCCCUUGCUGGUGCAAGCGGUGAGUACGGCCUCGGAUAAAUGGUCUGGCGCGGAUGAAGUCCUGGUUCCUUUGCACUCUCUGUUGGAAAGCAUCGGUUUUGGUGAGCUUUGAAUAGAUAGCAGG
Sphaerulina musiva SO2202 is the source of this 5240-nucleotide messenger RNA. RefSeq lists its product as uncharacterized. The transcript has 2 exons. The record is from RefSeq and is a predicted model, not a curated record. Bases 144 to 5228 code for a protein of 1694 amino acids. NCBI's taxonomy places the organism in Eukaryota, Fungi, Ascomycota, Dothideomycetes, Mycosphaerellales, Mycosphaerellaceae.